This is a messenger RNA of Leptomonas pyrrhocoris, 1661 nucleotides long. RefSeq lists its product as hypothetical. The record is from RefSeq and is a predicted model, not a curated record. NCBI's taxonomy places the organism in Eukaryota, Euglenozoa, Kinetoplastea, Trypanosomatida, Trypanosomatidae. The transcript has a single exon. The coding region runs from base 108 to 1661 and encodes 517 amino acids.
AGGACCGCCAUCACCUACCUCUGUUUAGAAGAUACCGAAUCACGCAAGUAGCAACGAGCACAAACAGAACCCAAGUCACAAGUCACAAGUAAACGGGCCAAUUGAACAUGACGCUUCGUGUUUCUGCCUCGCGACCGUACGCCGCCGAGGUGCAGCGCGUCACCUCCGAAAGCGUCGCCCUGCGGGAUGAGGCACAAAGUGUGCGAGAGCGCCGGAUAGCGCUGGAGGCGGCAAUGCGGCAGGAGCGCAAUCGACGACUGCAGCAUGCUGCGCAAAGGAAAUCAACAUUACCUCGCAAAGAGGCCAAUGGUGCACCGCAGGAACAACCCCAAGCUGCGAGUUUGUCUCCUACUCCGACGGCGGAGGCAAAGCACUCCUCUCGCAGCCCUUCGAACGGCAAUGAGCUUCCGCGAGACCUGAACGAGUACCGCCGUGAAUUGGACAGCGCCAACGGAAACAAGCACACCCACCAUCCCCACUGCUACACCAGCAGUCACCUCAAUCCUGCUGACGUCCACUUUUACAAGGCGGAGGGGCGGGUGCGGGAGUACCAGCGGCACGCGCCGAGCCCACCGCAGCCGCAAACGUCGUCGCGCCAUCCGUCAGGACGCGACGAAAACCCGACCGAACUGCUCGACGUCACGCCGUCGCCCGCGGACGGCACGUCAGAGCAGUGGACGAAGUCUGCCCUGCUCCGCAUGGAGGCGAACCAGCGCAUUCUGAGGAGUAUUAAGGCACGAGAGGAGCGAGAGGCCGCGUUGCGUGCUGCUCGUGGCGGGACGCGUGCUGCUUCUGCACCGCGGCGGUACGGCGAGUCAGCCGUAGUGCAACCUCGCGCCUUCACACCCGGUGGAGCUGCCCCCGUUGUUGAGCCCGCACCAUCGGGUCGGACUCCUUCCCGACUUGCACACUCCUUCUCCUCCUCUCUUGUUCCACCCCCACCACACCACUAUGAAUGGAAGUUCAAUCCGGCGCAGAGAUCUACAGCUGGCGCCCUUGCAGCAGCGACAGUGCGGUCGAGUCCGCCGCGGGCACAACAGCGGCAAAGUCCGCCGCGGAAGUACUUCAGUGGGAGCCCCUUGCGCCGGUAUAGCAGCGGGAGUUCACCACCGAACCAUAUCACACAAAACUCCCCGUUUAAACCGUCCCUGAAAUACUCAUCGGCCUCGUUGCACACCUCAAAGGUGGAACCCAACCCCAUCACCUCCUCAGUGAGGAGGCCGGCGACGACAACGAGUUCGUGGACAUCCUUGCGCGACAGCUGGACCUCUCCAUCUCGCGGUCCGGUGCAGUCGACCUACCAGCCGAUCGCACCGCAAGCAGCGGCCACUGCCCCCAGCACACCGUGGGAGAGCCGACGCUCGUGGGAAGGGCUAACCCGGCCCCGCUCGCCUUCUCGUUUUUACGAGGAGCGAAAACCCCUUCUCCUGUCGCGCUCCAGCGCACCGGCUGGGACCGCCGCGGCCAAAGGCAAGGCCGAAGUGGAGGUUUCGCCUCUUACACCGAUUCCCGUUAUGGGAACGGCCGCGAGGAGCGCGGGCAACAGCGCUGAUCGUGUGGAGCAGCCAGCCGCGGCUACGAAUAAGUCCUCUCUUCUGGAGGGGUUUCGAAUGCCUGACACUAUUUUGAAGCGCGACGACCUGUUCCAAGGCACUGCAUGA